UCAAGCCAAGAGCCGCGCGCGACCCGCGAGCUAAAAGGGCCCUCGCGGUGCAACUGGGGGCCGGCCACCCCCGGCGCGAAGCCGAAGCCGGGAGGGAAGGCGCACCGCGAUAACCAACCGGCCACCAUAAAGCCAAGCACGACGGGUGCCCGCGCACACGCACACGCACACGCACACGCACACGCAGCCGAGCGCCCGAGCCAAGCAACCACCACGAGCAGCGACACCGCGCGUGCGCGCCGGCCCUACUUCCGCACCCAGCUCGGCAGCUCCCAACAGAGUGAAACCACCCGCGCCCCCCGACGAGAGGCGAGAGCUCUCGCCGGCCGGAAUCAAGUACUCGCCCGGGCCGAUCGAUUUCGGGUGGAUUUGCCGCGCCGUGCCCGAUGCCCAGCCAUGAGGCGUGCUGCGGCACCAUGUUCUGGGUGUACCUCAUGUCCUGCGUGGGGCUCGUCAUGUUCGCUGGCCUCAUGUCGGGUCUCACCCUGGGACUCAUGUCCCUCAGCCUCGUCGACCUCGAGGUACUCUCCAAGGCCGGCACGCCAAAGGACAAGCUCAACGCCGACAGGAUCCUGCCGGUCGUGAAGAACCAGCACCUGCUACUCUGCACGCUCCUCAUCGGCAACUCGCUCGCCAUGGAGGCGCUGCCGAUAUUUCUGGACACCCUCGUGCCGCCCUACGUCGCCAUACUCAUCUCCGUCACGCUCAUCCUUGCGUUUGGCGAGAUCAUUCCGCAAGCCAUCUGCACGCGCUACGGGCUCAGCGUGGGGGCCAUGGCGGCGCCUGUGGUCCGGAUACUGCUCAUCGUCUUCUUCCCCGUCGCCUACCCGAUCAGUAAGUUGUUGGACAGGCUACUGGGAAAGGGCCAUUUUGCACUUAUGAGGAGAGCUGAGCUAAAGACAUUAGUUGAUAUGCACGGCAAUGAGGCUGGAAAAGGUGGAGAGCUGACUCGUGAUGAAACCACUAUCAUUACAGGAGCUUUGGAGUUGACUCAAAAGAUUGCAAAAGAUGCCAUGACUCCUAUAUCCGAAACAUUCUCACUUGACAUAAAUGCUAAGCUGGACCUGCAUACGAUGGGUAUGAUAAUGACCAGAGGGCAUAGUCGUGUUCCUAUAUACUCUGGGAGUCCAAGCAAUAUUAUUGGCCUUAUAUUGGUAAAAAACUUGAUUACUUGCCGAACUGAGGAUGAAGUGCCCAUUCGAAAUGUUACUAUCAGAAAAAUUCCUAGGGUUGCUGAUGAUAUGCCUCUCUAUGACAUUCUAAAUGAGUUCCAGAAAGGUCACAGCCACAUGGCUGUGGUAGUUAAAUGCACAAAGGAAGCAGGAGCAUCCACUGAAAAGCAAAAGAGUGCUACACCAGAUCACAAAAUUAACCUCAAAGAUGCUCAUGUUGACGGUUCAUCCCCCUCUCAUGUUAGCAUUACCGGAAGUCGUAGAAAUAACAUUGAAAAGUAUGGAGAUGGGCGCCCAUAUUAUAAGAAAUCAGAAAGGAAGCGCAUAAAUAUUCUUGAUUUUAACACCGAUCCACUUCCAAGCUAUUCAAUGGAUGAGGAAGCAGUCGGAAUAAUCACUAUGGAAGAUGUCAUGGAGGAAUUGCUACAGGAAGAGAUCUUCGAUGAAACAGAUGAGUAUGUUGAUGUACACAACAAGAUCAGAAUAAACAUGUUACCUCCAGGCAAAUCAUUGUCGCCCGUUAUAUCUCCUGGUGGUGGACCCCUAUCUCAAGGACUUCGGAGGACCCCUAUGGCAUCCCCAGUCUCACCAUACCACAAUGGUAGUUCUGUCUUACGUUCCCCUGUUUCCAACCAUGCUCAGUCACCUGGGACUUUACCCACGAUACUUUCUCCUGGAGGAUCACCUGCUUCUCGAACAUCCUUGCAAAGUUCACCAAAUUCAACUCGGGUCUCAAGAAAUUCCGAUGAAAAACAUAAAAAGGAUGGUGAGAGCUAAGAGCUUAGAAGACAGUUAUUUCCGAUUAAGGUCUGGUCUCAAGAUGGCACAAUCGGAUUAUGACGUUGCUAGUGUAGGAUUAAGCCGUGAAGAUAAGCACAGCUCUCUUGUCUGAUUCGUGGUCCUUAUUUAUUGAUUACUUACCUGUCCAUAUAUGCUUCAGCAUCUGAACCUCAACGUGGCCCCAUUCUCACUAUGUAUUGUAGAGGUCUUCUUAAGGAUUUUUUUUUUGUCGUCUUGUAGUUACCCGAAAAGAAAGCAAAGCACCGCACUGCAUAUAUUUAUCAGCUGAUUUUGGCACUUU
Molecule: messenger RNA, 2253 nt
Organism: Phragmites australis (common reed)
Lineage: Eukaryota; Viridiplantae; Streptophyta; Magnoliopsida; Poales; Poaceae
Product: DUF21 domain-containing protein At2g14520-like
Exons: 12
Coding region: 387-1949 (520 amino acids)
Biological process (GO): magnesium ion homeostasis
Cellular component (GO): intracellular membrane-bounded organelle
Source: RefSeq, a predicted model, not a curated record